CGUGCGAAGAAGACGCGUUGCGCGAAAAAACCUUUUUAGGUAUUUUCAACGUAUCGAGAUAUUUAUUUUAAUUGCUCGACCGAUUAAUAAAAUAAAACAAAUACUAAAAACUAGUUAUUUAUUGACGUCUUACGCCAUUAAUUUAUUAGCAGAUAUUCCAAAGGUUAGACGAAGCUAUGCCUUGGAAUUUGGAUUUUUAGUGCGAUUUUUGUGGUUUUUUUUUUUCAAAAAUUAGUGAUGAAGGGACAGAGUAAAAGAUUUGUGAAUCACAAGGGAAAAGCUUAUGAUAUGGGUGUUAAGAAAGAGAAACAAGACGACAGUAUUGGAUUUUUUGACCUGUGGCGAUAUUCAACAUGGAUCGAGAGGCUAGCCACAGUAUUAGGUUCCCUCUCCGGCUGCAUCUGCUCAGCAGGACUGGUCGCCGCGGUGCUCAUAUACGGAGAACUCACAGCUCUCUUCAUCACACGACACAAGGCCGAGCCCAAUGCUGGACAGGCGUACAUAUUACACAUUUUUGGAGGGGACAGAAUAGUAGGUGACAGCAACAGAACCCACCACAUGGACGCUCUAGUGGAGGACUCGAUAGCAUUCGCGGUGGCCAGCUUCGCGAUAAUGGCGUGCCAGUUGGUCGCCGCGGCCUGCGCUGUCACCCUCGCGAACUGGGCUGCUGCUAGAAUGAUAACAAGGUUAAGAUGGAAACUCCUACGAUCAGUAUUAAGUCAAGAGACAGCAUUUUUCGAUACCAACACUACGAUGAACUUCGCAUCGACCCUUACAGAAGACACAGAAAAAUUAAAAAUGGGUGUCGGCGAGCAUGUAGCGAUGGCAUCCUAUUUGGCUGGCAGCGUUGUCGUGGCGACCAGUGUUGCGCUGGCACACGGCUGGCAACUCACGCUGGCUGGCCUGGUCGUCGUGCCAAUAGCGCUAGUCGUCGCUGCCCUUGUUGCCAAGAACCAAACCCGCUGCUCAGCAGAUGAAGUAGUGGCGUAUGGUACGGCUGGGCGCAUAGUUGAACAGGCGCUCUCUGCCAUACGCACGGUUAGAGCGUACUCGGGAGAAAAGGUUGAAGUAACCAGAUACUCAGAAGCCCUAGGUGGUGCCAGUUCGGCAGCGCGCCGCCGCUGCGCGUGGUCGGGAACGGGCGCUGGCCUCGGCUGGCUACUGACGUACGGCCUCAACGCCAUAGUGUUCGCGUAUGGAGCCGCGCUGUGUGUGAGCGACAUGCCUCUACCACCUGAGGAGAGGACUUAUCAUCCUGGAGUUAUGGUCACGGUCCUCUUCUGCACUUUCAUGGCAGCUCAAAACAUCGCCAUGUUGAACCCGCAUCUGGAAAUCUUCUCGACCGCGCGGGGCGCUGCCAAGUCGUUGUUUGGUCUUCUAGAACGACAGUCCAAGAUCAACGCGUUAAACAAUUCUGGACUUAAGCCUGACGCGUUUAAGGGCGAUAUCGUGUUUGAUAAUUUGUACUUUAAUUAUCCAUCGAGGCCUGAUAUGAAGGUACUCAGAGGGUUAAGUCUGAAGGUGAAGGCGGGUGAAACAGUGGCUCUAGUGGGAGGCUCGGGUUGCGGCAAGUCGACGCUGCUACAGCUUCUCCAGCGCGCCUACGAGCCGGACAGUGGCAACAUUGUGGUGGACGGCAACAAGCUCCAUACCCUACACUUACACCAUUUCCGGAGAAGGAUUGGUGUCGUAGGCCAAGAACCAGUGCUGUUCAGUGGAACGAUUCGAGAGAACAUAAUGCUGGGAGUAGAAGACGCCACGGAGGCGGACAUGAUCGAAGCGGCCAAAACCGCGCACGCUCACCAGUUCAUCACUAAACUGACCAAUGGCUACGACACCACCCUCGGUGAAAGGGGAGCGCAGUUGUCGGGAGGUCAGAAGCAACGGGUGGCCAUCGCUCGCGCGUUGCUGAGGAAGCCGGCCAUCCUGCUGCUGGACGAGCCCACAUCCGCGCUGGACCCGGCCGCUGAGCGACAGGUUCAGGCGGCUCUGGACGCUGCCAGCAAAGGGAGGACUACCUUAGUGGUCUCGCAUAGGUUAUCGACAAUAGUGAACGCAUCUCGCAUAGUAUACAUCGAGCAGGGCGCGGUGCUGGAGCAGGGCUCACACCUGGAACUGCUGGAGAAGAAGGGCGCCUACUGGAAACUGUUGCAAGACGAUAUGACGCAUAGAAGUAUAGAAGCCACACAGUCCGAGUCCACAGAAGACGACGAGGUGGUGGAAGCGGAAGCAGAACAGAAGCUGAAUAGGGUUAGACGGAGCAGCAGCAUUUGCUCCACACAUAGAGAAUCGUUCCGGGGCAAUCGUUUUGUCCGCGGCAGUCUUCGGCUCGGAUCCAUGUCGUCAAACCAAGUGACUUCCGUACCGCAUCUAACUCAGGAAGACGACACCGAAGUUGAGGAGGAAGAAGAGAAAGAAGCGAACGUGUCGACCUGGCAGCUGCUCAAGCUGAACAGCGAGGAGUGGCCCUUCCUCGCUGGUGGAGGAGCAGCUUCCUUGCUCAUCGGAGCCACUAUGCCUGUCUUCGCGUAUUUAUUCUCCAAGUUAUAUGGCAUGUUCUCUUGGCCAGAUCACGACGAAAUCCUCCGCCAAUCUCAGAUCUACGCAGGCCUGUUUGCCUGUGCAGCGCUAGUGAGUGGCGUCGUCACCUUCCUCCAAGCCUGGCUGUUCGGGCUGGCCGGCGCCAAGCUUACGGAUAGACUGAGGAUACUCACGUUCAACAACUACUUAGUACAGGAACAAGGCUGGUUCGACGUGCCCACAAACUCAGUCGGGGCUCUGUGUGCUCGACUAGCGUCAGAUUGUGCUGCGGUGCAGGGUGCUACUGGAACUCGGCUGGGCACGAUGCUGCAAGGCAUCAGCACUAUGGUGCUGGGCGUGGGGCUGGCGCUGGCUUACUCCUGGAAGAUGACCCUCGUCAGCUUGCUGAGCGUGCCAUGCGUAAUCGGUGGCAUCUGCUUGGAAGGCUGGGUGACGAAGAAGUCUGAAGUGAAGGAGCAACGCGCCCUGGAGAGUGCGUCACGGCUCGCCACUGAAGCGGUGCUCAACGUGCGGACUGUACAUAGUUUAGGCGUGGAGUGGGCGAUCCUCGGGCGCUACUCCGCCGCGCUGGACGAGGCGGAGCGGCAGAACAGCACGCGCUGGGUGCGCGGGCCGGUGUACGGGCUGUGCCUGUGCGCGCCCACGCUGGGCUACGCGGUCUCGCUCGCGUACGGCGGCUACCUCAUCGCGAGAGAGGACUUGAACUACGAGUACGCUAUACUGGUAUCGGAAGCUCUGAUCUACGGCGCGUGGAUGUUGGCCGAGGCGCUGUCGUUCGCGCCCAACUUCGCGGCCGCGCGCCGCUCCGGCGCCCGCAUCAUCCGAGCCCUGGCGCGGCAACCCCUGGUACAGACCGAGCCCACUGCUGUGGAUGAUCCCUCAUGGGUCGCGACCGGUAAACUGGACUUCUCAAACAUCCACUUCCACUACCCCACGAGGUCCAACGUGCCCGUGCUGCGGGGCCUGAGCCUGGAGCUGCCCGCCGGCAAGACCCUCGCGCUGGUCGGGCCCUCCGGCUGCGGGAAGUCCACCAUCAUGCAUCUACUGAUGAGGAGCUACGACCCCAACCAGGGCGUUGUGAGGCUGGACGGACGCGACAUUCGACGCGAGCUGGCGCUGCCGCGGCUGCGCGCGCAGCUCGGGCUCGUGCAGCAGGAGCCCGUGAUGUUCGAGCGCUCCAUCCGCGACAACAUCGCGUACGGCGACAACUCGCGCCACGUCGCGCUCGAGGAGAUCAUCGCGGCUGCUCAGCAAGCCAACGUGCACUCCUUCGUCGCUACUCUACCCUCGGGCUACGACACGGUGCUGGAAGCGGGUUCCGCGGCGCUUUCCGGAGGUCAGAAGCAGCGCGUGGCGAUAGCGCGAGCCUUGUUACGGAAUCCUAGAGUGCUGCUGCUCGACGAGGCUACUUCUGCACUCGACGCUGCGAGCGAAAAGGUGGUACAGGCGGCUUUGGAGAGCGCGUCGAAGGACAGGACGACAGUGAUCAUCGCCCACCGCCUCGCUACAGUGCGGCACGCGGACGUCAUCUGUGUCGUUGAUGGAGGUGUCAUCGCAGAAAGCGGUUCUCAUGAAGAGUUAGUCCGCAAACGAGGCUUAUAUUGGGAGUUACUACAGCAGCAAGGUCCCACUGAGGUCAACUCGUGACAAUGACAACCAUUCGAUCUUGAUAUUCGCCAUUUUGUGGUCGCCAUUUUAUGUGAUCUCUUAAUGAGAUAUGAGGAAUUGUCAUAGUGCCUUUUGAUCUGGUAUCAAAUACUUUAUACUCUUAUGAUGUUAUAUAUGCCUACUUUUGUAUUAGUAAAUUUAAUUAGUUGAUGUAUGAAAGUGACCUUUGUAUUGUUUUUUACUUAGCAAGUUAUAUUGAUUUGUAACAUGGAGCUAGGAAUCAGCUUAGCCUAUGUUUGUACUGAUUAAAUUGCAUUGUUGCAUUUAUUAACGACUAUUUGAUUGAUAAUAAUGAGCUUUAGAACCUGGAGUG
Maniola jurtina (meadow brown) is the source of this 4522-nucleotide messenger RNA. RefSeq names its product multidrug resistance protein homolog 49-like. The record is from RefSeq and is a predicted model, not a curated record. NCBI's taxonomy places the organism in Eukaryota, Metazoa, Arthropoda, Insecta, Lepidoptera, Nymphalidae. The transcript is spliced from 26 exons. Gene Ontology annotation, molecular function: ATP binding; ABC-type transporter activity; ATP hydrolysis activity. Gene Ontology annotation, biological process: transmembrane transport. Gene Ontology annotation, cellular component: membrane. Bases 238 to 4188 code for a protein of 1316 amino acids.